This is a messenger RNA of Anolis sagrei ordinatus, 3751 nucleotides long. It is a transcript of the gene PITPNM3, whose product is annotated as PITPNM family member 3. The record is from RefSeq and is a predicted model, not a curated record. Gene Ontology annotation, cellular component: cytoplasm; COPII-coated ER to Golgi transport vesicle. Lineage: Eukaryota; Metazoa; Chordata; Lepidosauria; Squamata; Anolidae. Gene Ontology annotation, molecular function: glycerophospholipase activity; metal ion binding.
GCAGCCACCUUUUUUAUUUUUGGAUGCGGUGCCUUUAAAUAAAAGCAAGGGAGGGGGAAGCUGAGAGCAGAGCCUCAAUCAAAGGAAGGAAGGAAGGGAAGGAGGGAAGGAGAGAAGGAGCCAGGUUUGCAGGAGGAAGGAAGGAAAGAAAGAAGGAAGGAAGGAUGUCUAGUGACGACACACCAAGAAGGAGGAGAGCCCCCUGCCCAGGAUCGGGGCUUUCCCCAUGUGGUGCCCCCCACUGGCGCCCCAGUGACUCAAUGGAGAUGAGCUCCGAGGGUGAGGAGGAGGAAGAGGAAGAGUUCUUUGACGCCCGAGAGGAAAUGGCGGAGGGGAAGAAUGCGGCCGCCAUCUUGCUGGGGAUGAGUCAGUGGAACUCCAACGACCUGGUGGAGCAGAUUGAAACCAUUGAGAAGCAGAUGGAGCACAGUCCAGCUGGAGAAGAGGCCCCGUUUUGCUCCUCGGUCGUCCUGCAGGAGAAGCAACGGGAAUUGUACCGGGCCUCUCUACGGAAGCACCGCUAUCCCGCUCAGGGCAGCAUCGAGAUCCAUGAAGACAAUGAGGAAGGGUCUGCACACCCGAGCUGCACAACGCAGGUCCUGAUCCUGGUCCUGCAUGGAGGCAACCUGCUGGAAUCGGGAUCCGGGGAGGAGACAGCGAGCAGCAAGGAGUCUGAUCUCAGCACAUUUGCAGCUGCUUUCGAGGAGGUCGCCCGCGCCCACUUCCCCUCUGCCACCUCCGGACGUAUCCGGCUCCGCUUGGUGCCUUGUCCGGCCGUCUGCGCCGAGGCCUUCUCCCUCAUUGCUCACCUGAUGCCCUUCAGCGAGGAGGAGGGCACACUGGGGGUCAGUGAGGACCACCUCCCACUGGCUGCCCUCCCGCUGCUGGCCAUCUCCUCCCCGGAGUACCAGGGCGCAGUUGCCACUGUCAUCAGCCGCGCCAACCAGGUCUAUGCCCAGUUCCUUCGCUCCCCCGAGGGACUUGGAUUCAGCGGCCAGGUCUGCCUGAUUGGGGACUGUGUGGGGGGCAUCCUGGCCUUCGACGCCAUCUGCUUCAGCGCAGGGCUGGCUGACGAGAGCCAGGCCAGCAGCCGCCGGGGCAGCGCCAGCAGUGCGCAGGACAACUCGCUCUCGGCCGAAGACUCGAACCUGGGGGAGGUCCAGCGACUUAGCAAGAGCAACAACGACAUCUCAGAGAAGAUGGAUGAGGGGGAGGAUGACCAGCCGCCCAGGCAACCAUUGCAGCGGAAACAGAGUGGAGGGUCCACCUACGAGUGCGAUGCAAUUGCCCAGCACCAUGCCUUCCUCUCCAGCAUCCACUCUACCAUGUUGGAUGAGGACUUCCCUGCUGAAGAGGCGCCCAAUGCGGCGGACCUGAGCCUGGGCCGCUUUGAUUUUGAGGUGUCGGACUUCUUCCUCUUCGGCUCACCGCUCGGCCUGGUGCUGGCCAUGCGGAGGACAGUGCUGCCCUGCCUGGAAGACUCCCAAGUGCAGCCAGCUUGUAACCAGGUGUUCAGCCUCUUCCACUCUGCCGACCCCUCGGCCUCCCGGUUGGAGCCCCUCCUAGAGAACAAGUUCCACCGCCUGCCCCCGUUUGCAGUGCCCAGGUACCAGAGGCACCCCAGAGGAGACGGGCGCUCACUCCUCCUAGUGGACGCUCUCCAGGCCCAUAAGGACAUCUUUGUGGAGGAAGAGGAAGAGGAGGAGGAGGAGGAUGUCAAUGGGAACGUCCGGCGCAGGGGCAGCAAUGGCAGCACCAACAGCGUGAGCUCAGGCUCCACGGAGAGCCUGCUGCCCAGCAACGUCACCAACAUCGCCUCCAAGUGGUGGGGCUCCAAGCGGAUUGACUACGCGCUGUACUGCCCGGGGGCGCUGACGGCCUUCCCCACAGUGGCACUGCCGCACCUCUUCCACGCCAGCUACUGGGAGUCCAAGGACGUGGUGGCUUUCAUCCUCCGACAACUGAUGCGGUUUGAAGAAGCGGUCAGCGACGAGAGCCACAGCACGGACCCCGGGGCCCCGAUCCCCUCCAACCCAAGGGAGAAGUGGCUGCGCCGGAGGACCCAAGUCAAGCUCCGGAACGUCACCGCCAACCACCGCUCCAACGACGUCAUUGCGGCCGAAGGGGGCCCCCAGGUGCUGGUGGGGCGCUUCAUGUAUGGACCCCUGGACAUGGUGGCCCUGACUGGGGAGAAGGUGGACAUCCUGGUGAUGACGGAGCCCUCCUCCGGACGCUGGGUCCCCUUCGACACAGAGAUCACCAACAGCAGUGGGAGGGUCUCCUACGCUAUCCCCAAGGAGAAGCGCCUCCCAGUAGGGGUCUUCCCCAUCAAAAUGGUGGUCAGGGGCGACCAGAGCAGCGCCCUGAGCUUCUUGACGGUCCUCCCGCGCGGCAUGGAGUGUGUGGUCUUCAGCAUUGACGGCUCCUUUGCCGCCAGCGUCUCCAUCAUGGGCAGCGACCCCAAGGUCCGGGCUGGAGCCGUCGACGUGGUCAGGCACUGGCAGGACUUGGGCUUCCUGAUCCUGUACAUCACGGGGCGUCCCGACAUGCAGAAGCAGCGCGUGGUCUCCUGGCUUUCUCAGCACAACUUCCCGCAAGGCAUGAUCUUCUUCUCGGACGGCCUCGUCCACGACCCCCUCCGCCAGAAGGCCAUCUUCCUCCGCAACCUGGUCCAGGAAUGCCACAUCAAGAUCUGCGCGGCCUACGGCUCCAUGAAGGACAUCUCCGUCUACAGCGCCCUGGGCCUCACCCCAUCGCAGAUCUACAUCGUGGGCCGGCCGGCCAAGAAGUACCAAGCCCAGUGCCAGUUCCUGAGCGAGGGCUAUGCCUCGCACUUGUCCUGCCUGGAGGGGUCCCUGCCUGCGCGUCCCAAGAAGCCCCCCUGCCCUUCCUCUUCCUCCUCCUCUUCCUCCUCCUGCUCCUCACGGCUGAUCCUGCGCAAGGGCAGCUUUGGCCUCCCCUCGCAGCCCGACUUCCUCCGCAAGCGCAGCCACCUCCGCCGCACCCUCUCCGUCCAGCAGCCCGAGCCCCCCUCCCCUGCCCCCAAGCCCGAGCGCGCACAGAGCCAGCCCGAGCCCCACAAGGAGCACGAGCGGGGGGGCGGCCCUCUGGCCUGGGGUCGUGCCCCCGCAGGGGUCAAGUUUGAGCCCGCCCCAUAGGCUCCAUUCGUCCAUCCGUCCGUCUGUCGGCAGUGUGUGUUUCAGGGGGAGCUCAAAGUCAAAGGUCAAAAGGCCACCGCUCGUCCCUCCUGGGUCGCCGCUUAUGAAGCAACCGUGUCUGUGCAACAAUCCUGCAGUGGGGUCAAGGCGAUAAAUAAAUACCCCUCGGUCGGCCGGCUCAAGCAAGGUCAUGGGGGUGGUCAAGUGAUGUCAUGACCCUUGGAGGGGUUAUGCGCUUCUCCAAGGUCAAAAGAGACCCCCUCCCUUGGGGAAAUUGCAACCCCACACUUGAGGUCAUGAUGCGACUGGGGGUCCUUGUGGCAAAGUCAGUGGUGCCGGAGAGCCUCCCCCACUUGUCCGAAUCUGCGUGUGUGUCGUGUUGUGAAACGUGGCAGAGCGUGUCCCCAAAGGCCUCCCUUAUCCAACGUGGGACUCGAGGACAUGAGGCACACCUGUGGGAGCAUGGAUGUGUAUGGAUUAUUAUUGGGUAUAAGAAUUCCCCCAUCUUUGUCGCCAUUGGGAUAUGGGAUGGCGGGCACUUGGACUUGACCAAAGACUCCCUUUGGAUUGGGGGAGGAAUAAUCAAGCAAGCA